GACACUCGCCGAGUUUCUCCGAGUGAAGCCGAGCGCAGAGGAUCAGCUGACUGCGAGGCUCGGUCCUUCGAUGGAUCGUUUCUCAGUUUAGAGAUUAAAAAAAAGAAAGUAAAACCAGUUUGUGAUCAAUCGCUCGAUCGAUCAGGUGAACGCCGACAUGCCGUCGCUUCUGUUCUGCGGGCCGAAGAUGGCCGCGUGCGGGAUCGUGAUCAGCAUCUGGGGUGUGAUUAUGUUGGCGAUGCUGGGAAUCUUCUUCAGCGCCAAGUCGGCCGUGCUGAUCGAGGACGUCCCGUUCACCGAGGCGGACAUUCGUGACGAUAAAAGUCCUCCUCAGAACAUCUACAACCUCUACAACCAGGUCGGCAUCAACUGCUUCAUCGCCGCCGCCGUCUACGUGGCGGUCGGCGCUGUCUCGCUCUGCCAGGUUCGACUGAACAAGCGGCAGGAAUACAUGGUGACAUAAAGACCUGCAGCCGCCUCGGCGGCAUCUGAGCACCAGAGGAAGGUUUUAUCUCAUCUGAUUGGCUUAGAUUAAUGAGGGGGCGGGGCCAGGCAUCACCUGGAUUAUUUAUUUUGAAUUUAACUGUUUGUUGUUGUUGUUGUUGUUGUUGGAUGAAAUGUGACAUGAUUCCUGUGAAUGAGUUCUUCCCAAAAGCGACCAAACGUUUGAGGUUUAUUUCGUGAUUUAAACAAACGCAGAAACUCGUCCCGCUGCUGAAGACGCUCAGUCGGCUGCAGGCGACGCCUUCGUGGUCGUAUCAGCUCAGAAACGAACACGGAGGCGUCAGAGCUCCCUGCUGCUCUCUGAAGAAACCGAAAUGUUACGUAAAAUAAAGUCUGUUUGUCAUAAAUGUGACUUUAAAGGUGUUAAUGGGACAAAAACCUCCUUUGCAAUAAAGUGUAUGUGUGUAAAACGGA
Molecule: messenger RNA, 918 nt
Organism: Stegastes partitus (bicolor damselfish)
Lineage: Eukaryota; Metazoa; Chordata; Actinopteri; Pomacentridae
Gene: rnasekb
Product: ribonuclease, RNase K b
Exons: 3
Coding region: 158-463 (101 amino acids)
Biological process (GO): nucleic acid metabolic process
Molecular function (GO): RNA endonuclease activity
Source: RefSeq, a predicted model, not a curated record